This is a messenger RNA of Besnoitia besnoiti, 2511 nucleotides long. RefSeq lists its product as uncharacterized. The transcript has 3 exons. The coding region runs from base 1 to 2511 and encodes 836 amino acids. The record is from RefSeq and is a predicted model, not a curated record. Gene Ontology annotation, molecular function: GTP binding; GTPase activity. Lineage: Eukaryota; Apicomplexa; Conoidasida; Eucoccidiorida; Sarcocystidae.
AUGACUGACAGCAGAGAGAGGGAAGCAUCAAGCUUUUCUGGCGCGCCCAGAGCGGAAGACUGUCCAGGAGCUGUUGGUCCUACAGAUCGACUGUAUGAUCUCUUGCAGCUUUCCCGAGAUGCGUCUCGCGACACAGUGAAAAAGGCCUAUCGCCAGCUAGCACUUCUGUGGCAUCCGGACAAGGGGGGAAGCGUACAGAGAUUCCAGGCACUUACUGCGGCGUUUGAAGUCCUGGGAGAUGACGCGCGGCGGCGUGCGUAUGACCGCAGCCUCAUACGAACAGGCUCAACUGACGGGCUAGGCGUAGUGUUCUCGGCAAAGUCUGGCUCGGAUGUCUGCAGGUCGUCCAUUUCGCCAGUAAGAAGACGGCACUCGACCGGGGCCGGAGUCAGUGCCAGUGUUUCUUCCAGAAGCAAGCUCCACCAAGGAACGAGACGGGACGAAAUUCCGUUGCGUAAAAGUGACUUCCUGUCAAAAGAGGACUUCCUGGAAAGGGCACGAGGCGUUGCUAGACCGCCCAAGGAACCGGGCUCUUGUUUCUUGUCCGGGUUUGGAAAUGUGAAAAACUCGGCAGAGAGUGGAUCGCGAAGCGGCUCGAACAAGAUCUGGCAUCGUAGCGGUAGCGAUUCCCGAUGUGGGCCUGGCAGCGGAGAGAAUUCCGGAUAUGGCACAAAACGAGACUUUCUUCACGUCGCCCGGACGGACUCCAGCGCGACUGACUGCGCGGAAAAGUGUAGAAGACCCUCUGGUCACGGGCUGGACUCAGGGUGUUCCCUGCGCGCGAGGAAGGAUGAGAGAACUGAAUCGAGUAGUCUCCUGCGGGAAACGGCUGUGCAUGCUCACGCGGGGGACCAGGUGCUGCGCGGAAAGCCUGCGACAUCUGUAACAAAUGCGUUGCGGGAGGUCCUGGGUGAAGCAACAUUCACGAAAGCAGUUGCAGCAAACGUGAAUCACGGUGCUGGAUCUGAAGCACAAUGUGCAAGCCACCUGGUUGGACAUUUGAGUGUGAAGCAGCUUAAGCAAUUGCUUACGAUCCUUGGAAUCCCGCAUGGAGUGUGCUUCGAGAAAACUGACCUGCUUGAGGCGUUCACCUCAGCGUUACCUCUCGACUCACCCGUUCCCAGCUUGUUUCUCGAGGCUUUGAAGAAGCAGGAGUCGCUUGGGGUGCGCAUGCCGUCAUCAAUCUCUGCGAAGAAAUGCGAGAGAGAGACUGGGGCUGCAGACGAGACAGAAAGCGAAGCACUCAAGGCGCCUCUAAGCACCGCCGAUCAUUCCCAUGAAAACAAAGGACUCUGCAUUUCCAAAGCGGAACGUGGUUCUUCAAGUCUCGCAGCAAAUGCAGCUCCGGGACAAGUUCGGCUUUUCGCUGAAAAAUGCGACUCAGAUCACGGGGAUCCGGCCGCGCCCGCGAUGGGAGAACCUGAAUCGGCGAACCCAAAAUGCCGUAACUUUAGCAAUGCUGGGUUCUUCAAAGCAGAUUGCGGAACUAAUGCAGAAUCCAGAGACAAGAGAGAAACGACUGCGGCGACUGAAUUCACAACUGCGUGGUCGUCGUCUUUCGGGUCUCUGAAUUCCUCAGCAGGCUCGUCCAAAACAGGGAACUUUACUAAUGCCAACCAGCACGGCGGGAUCCUGGAGGGCUCUGUCGGCAGUCAGGCUUUGAAAAAUACAAGAAAACCUCUCGGGGUGCUAGGACCAACCCUGUCUCUGCUCGGGGCUGCCGUAGCCUCCAGCUGGGCUCGAGAGGAGAAGUGGAGCAAGCUGAACAGAGAAGGGGAAUUCGUUCUCAGCGCCCCCUUGGACAAAGCCAACUCAGCGGAUAUGGUGCAUUUGCGAGGCGACGCGCUGCGCAUGAAGAUUUUAGCGCUCGGCGCGGAGAAGACUGGCAAGUCAUGCCUUAUCAAACGGUAUUGCGAAGGGCGUUUCGUCGUCAGGAAUGCCAGCACGAUUGGCAUCGAUUAUGGAGUGAAAGUUAUCGAGUUAGAGGGCGGGACGCAGGCGCGAGUGAAUUUCUUCGACUUUUCUGGAAGAAGAGAAUUCGCAGAGAUUCGGCAGUCGUUCUACGACAAUACCGACGGCAUUAUGCUAGUGUUCGAUGCCAGUAGACGUGAGACCUUUGAGGAGCUUCCCGCGUGGAUCGCCGAGGCGAAGGAGCAUGGAGUGAACAUCGAAACUUCCACAGAGGGGGAAGCCACGAGAGACGCCUCAACUGGCGCAUAUUCUCAUGAGAAAUACAACGAGACACCAGCCGAAGCUUGCGUUCCAGUUGUCUUACUCGCGAACAAAAUCGACAUCGGAGAUCGGCAGGUAUCGGCGGCCGAGAUCGCGGCGUUUGCAAAAUCUCGUGGAAUACUUUUCUUCGAAACCUCCGCGAACAGCGACCAUAACGUCUCUACAGCGCUUGAAACGUUGUUUUCCGUCGUUACGCGGAGAAUCACGGAACUGCGAAAGAAGAUUAUUUCUCCGUUUUCUGCUAGCGACGCGCUCACAGUACCACCUGUAUCUAUGUAG